CGGCUCUGCCCUCAUUCCCAAUCUCCUUCCAGGAUGUCAUUUACUGACUUUCUCCGAAAUUUCUCCCGAGUGGAAAUAUGCAACCUUACUCCUGACACUCUUAGCAGUGACACAGUUCACAAAUGGAGCAUGACGACAUUUAAUGGGAGUUGGAGGGCUGGAUCUACUGCAGGAGGAUGUCGAAAUUACCCAAGAACAUUUUGGACAAAUCCUCAAUUUAAAAUCCAGCUGGAUGAAGCAGAUGAUGAUCCUACAGAUGACGAUGAUAAAUGUAGCUUUCUGGUUGGUGUGAUUCAAAAGAAUCGUAGAAAGCAAAGAAAAAUGGGUGAAGACAUGCAUACCAUAGGCUUCGCUAUCUAUGAGGUCCCUGACGAGUAUAAAGAUCAAACUAAUAUUCAGCUGAGGAGAGAUUUUUUCAUGACGCAUGCAGCCAGUGCAAGAUCAGAAACCUUCAUCAAUCUGCGAGAAGUCAUGAACCGUCUUGCUCUUGAACCUGGACAGUAUCUCAUUGUACCAUCCACUUUUGAGCCACAUAAGAAUGGAGAUUUUGCAAUUCGUGUGUUUACAGAGAAACAAACUGAUCUACAAGUUAUAGAUGUUGAGGUUGAUGCAAAACUGGAAGAUGAAGAGGUUGAUGAAGACGACAUUAGCGAGAGCUUUGAGACUUUGUUUGAACAUUUAGCAGGACAGGAUGCAGAAAUUUCUUGCUUUGAGCUACAAAGAAUACUGAACAGAAUUGUGUCUAACCGUAAGUAAAGAAGCAUACUACAUAAAUUU
Molecule: messenger RNA, 777 nt
Organism: Chiloscyllium plagiosum (whitespotted bambooshark)
Lineage: Eukaryota; Metazoa; Chordata; Chondrichthyes; Orectolobiformes; Hemiscylliidae
Source: RefSeq, a predicted model, not a curated record